CAAUGAUUUCAUUGUAAUAGGAAAACGAUUAUUUCUAGUCCCAAAGAGCUAACAAGAGAUUCAAGACCGGCAUGGCUAAUGAAGAGGAACAGAAAAACCACCUCUUCGGCAUCAAAGAUCUCGGUCACAAGACUCUCCUUCAGAGUGAUGCACUCUAUCAGUAUAUACUUGAAACCAGUGUCUAUCCAAGAGAGCACGAGUGCUUGAAAGAGAUACGCAAGAUGACUGCAAAACACCCACUGAACAUCAUGGCAACACCAGCAGACGAAGGACAACUUCUGAGCAUGCUUGUUAAGCUCACGAAUUCAAAGAACGCCUUGGAAAUUGGUGUAUUCACUGGUUACUCUCUGCUCUCCACUGCCCUGGCUCUUCCCCCUGAUGGAAAGAUCUUGGCUUUGGAUGUGAAUCGCGAAUACUAUGAGUUAGGAUUGCCAAUAAUUCAAAAAGCUGGAGUGGCUCACAAGAUUGAUUUCAGAGAAGGACCUGCUCUUCCGUUUCUUGACGAGAUGCUUAAAGAUGAAAAUAAAAAGGGGUCGUUGGAUUUCGUUUUCGUGGAUGCUGAUAAGGACAAUUACUUGAACUACCACAAGAGGGUACUAGAGCUUGUGAAGAUUGGAGGACUGAUCGGAUACGAUAACACCCUAUGGGCUGGAUCUGUGGCUGCACCACCCGAUGCACCAUUGAUGGAUUACAUUAAGCCUCUUCGCGGCCAUGUGAUGGAGCUCAACAAGUAUCUGGCUCAAGAUUCGAGGAUCGAGAUUUGCCAGCUCCCCGUGGGUGAUGGGAUUACCCUGUGCCGCCGCAUCAUCUGAUCAUUUUCUCUUCAUCUAGAUUUUUCAUGACAGAUAUUCCUUUCAUUAAAACAGGUUGCGUGAAUGGUGGAGUUCUCAAAUGUUCUACUGUCUUUUCUAGAUCUUUGUGUGUUUCUUGUCACGCUAGAAAUUUAGCUGAAAGGAUACAAAUCAACAUUUAUCUUAUUUAUCUACUUGCUAAUCCUGUAUUCAGCUUUGGAAUAGAGUUGCAAAAAAAUGAUUUUAAUAAAAUUAAGAGAGAAGCUAUGUUAAAAAAGCA
Molecule: messenger RNA, 1071 nt
Organism: Glycine soja
Lineage: Eukaryota; Viridiplantae; Streptophyta; Magnoliopsida; Fabales; Fabaceae
Product: caffeoyl-CoA O-methyltransferase 1-like
Exons: 5
Coding region: 72-812 (246 amino acids)
Molecular function (GO): O-methyltransferase activity; S-adenosylmethionine-dependent methyltransferase activity
Source: RefSeq, a predicted model, not a curated record